This is a messenger RNA of Oryctolagus cuniculus (rabbit), 528 nucleotides long. NCBI's taxonomy places the organism in Eukaryota, Metazoa, Chordata, Mammalia, Lagomorpha, Leporidae. The record is from RefSeq and is a predicted model, not a curated record.
UAGGUGGUGUGUGGAGCAGUUGCCUAUCCUUGCCUGGUUCUGAGUGAGGAGGGAGCCGUGGAGGCCAUGGCCAUGAGCACCCUCAGCCAGCAGCCGUGGUGGAAGGUGCCCGAGAAUUUUGAUGCUCCAGUGGUGGUUUACUUGGAAGAGGAGCAGGAGGAGCAGAUAUUUGGCCACAAUGACGCCCACCUUCGCUGCAUCGAGGUGCACAGCCAGACCCUCAUUCAGUUGGAGUCAUGGUUCACGGCUACGGGUCAGACCCGCGUCACUGUCGUUGGACCACCAAGGGCUCGGCAAUGGCUGAUGGACAUGAUCUGGAGCCUGGGGAACUGGGACCCCUACCAGCAGGACCAAGGCCGCGAUAUGCUGCAUCGUGUGCGGAGCCAGCCACUGACCCAGGAGGACCUGACCAGCUGCUUCCGAGUGCAGCCCAGCACGGGCGACCUGUCUCUGGCCACCAGGAUGCGUGGGAACAUCUCUCUCGGGCUCCCGCCGGCUUCCCCUCUGCCUCGGUUCGGUUGGUUUUGA